CUCUCUCUCCUUCACAUGAUGGCGGUUUCAGUGGAUGGCAUACCUAAUGCAAUUAAGAACUAUUAAGCCAAAGACAGGAUGUCACUCGUAUGUCUUUGUCUGGUUUGCCAAAUUGGAGACCAAAUCGAAGCUUUUUUUGACUUUGAAAGGCGCGCAAAGCCCAGCCCAAACAAUAGAAGAAAAUGGUUGCCUGAAGAAGCGAAGUCUUACAGAUGGUUGGCAAAAAGAACAGGGCGGGCAAGCUUGGAGACGUGAGAGCAGCAAGGCACAAUCACACCAACGAAGCAGGAUGAAGUUGAAUGAAGAAGGGAAGAAGAGCAGUGCGGCCACUAUUAGGAAAAGAGGGAGCCGGACGAGAGGAGGGGGAGGUGAAGCCGGGAUUUAGGGUCCAGAUGCCGCUCAACGUCCAAGUCGCGGCGGCGCUAAUGAAAAAUCACAGUCGCUGCCAAUGGCCAGGAUAGCGAUGUACAGCGCAUGUACAUUGGACCCUACGCCGCGAUCUCGUGGAGGGAGCUUUACUUUUUGCAACACGCGCGCCAAAAAAUUUAGUUCUGUUGGGGAUAAGUCCAGAAUUUCCCCUUGCCCCAGAGCAACGACCAAACCCCAC
This is a messenger RNA of Trichoderma atroviride IMI 206040, 607 nucleotides long. NCBI's taxonomy places the organism in Eukaryota, Fungi, Ascomycota, Sordariomycetes, Hypocreales, Hypocreaceae. The record is from RefSeq and is a predicted model, not a curated record.